This is a messenger RNA of Entrophospora sp. SA101, 1086 nucleotides long. The record is from the annotation of a GenBank genome assembly. NCBI's taxonomy places the organism in Eukaryota, Fungi, Glomeromycota, Glomeromycetes, Entrophosporales, Entrophosporaceae.
AUGUCGAAAAAGGCGGAAAAAUGGCAAGUUCCUUUUGCUGGUUGGUCAAUGCCAGUUUUAUACUCAAAUAUGGGUAUAUUAGCUUCACAUCUGCACACGCGCGCAGACGCUUCAUUAUUUGAUGUAUCUCACAUGCUUCAAAUGAGAAUCUUAGGUAAAGAUUCUGUAACAUUUAUUGAAAAAUUAGUUGUGGCAGAUCUCAAAGAAUUGCCACUCGACACUUCAACAUUAUCAGUUUUUACCAAUGAACAAGGUGGUAUCAUUGACGAUACAGUGAUUUGUAAGAAGCAUGAUCACAUCUACAUUGUAUCAAAUGCUGGUUGUGCACAAAAAGAUUUAGCACAUAUCAGAAAUGAAUUGGGGAAAUUUCAAAAUCAAGGUGGAGAUGUAUCAUUAGAGGUUAUUAAUGAUCAUGCGUUAUUGGCUUUACAAGGUCCCAAAUCAUCAAAUGUUCUUCAGAAUUUGACUGAAGCAAAUUUAAAUGAUUUUAAAUUUAUGACGGCGCGUACUUUAAAAAUAAAUGGAGCGGAUUGUCACGUGACCCGCUCUGGAUAUACAGGAGAAGAUGGGUUUGAGAUCGCUGUCCCUUCAACUGAAGCAGUUAAAUUAGCAAAUACAUUAUUGGAGAAUUCUUUUGUACAAUUGGCUGGAUUAGGUUCUCGUGACAGUUUACGUUUAGAAGCAGGACUUUGUUUAUAUGGUCAUGAUCUUGAUGAUACAACAUCACCUGUUGAAGCUGGUUUAACAUGGACAAUUGGAAAACGCAGAAGACAAGAAGGCGGAUUCUUGGGUGCAAAUCAUAUCCUUAAUCACAUUAAAAAUGGAGUAACUCGUCGUCGGGUUGGCCUCAUAGUUGAAGGUGCACCAGCAAGAGAAAACGCUGAGAUUUUUAAUAUGGAAGAAGUAAAAAUUGGUAAAGUUACAAGUGGUGGACCAUCACCAUCCCUCAAGAAGAAUAUUGCAAUGGGAUAUGUAAAAUCAGGGUUUCACAAAUCCAAUACCGAACUUCAAGUCAAAGUUCGUAAUCAAUUACAAAAGGCUCGAAUUGUAAAAAUGCCAUUUAUCACUCCUAAUUAUUAUAAAUAA